GUUGGGAGAACCAAGGGGCGGCGCUUGGAGCCUGGGAGGAGCGCGGUUCCGGGGCCUCCGGACACAAAGAGCGACCCGCGGGGCGCCGAGUGGGAGGUACGUGCCAGCCCAGCGCCCUUCGGCUGCGUCCCAGACUCCGUGCGCGGCGGAGACCCGAGACGCCCCCUGACCAGCCUGCUAUGGGAUGGACGAAGAAGAAGAGAACCCCUAUGUGUCAAAGCUCAGAGAGGUCUACAGUAGCUGUGACACCACUGGGACCGGCUUUCUGGAUCGGGAGGAGCUGAUCCAACUGUGCCUUAAGCUGCAUCUGGAAAAGCAGCUGCCCCUCCUUCUGCAAACACUUCUUGGAAAUGACCACCUUGCCAGGGUUAACUUUGAGGAGUUUAAAGAAGGUUUUGUGGCAGUGUUGUCCUCGAGUGCUGGUAGUGACCCUUUGGAUGGAGACAGCAGUUCUUUGGAAUCAGAUUCUUCUCAUGCUGUUCCACCAAAGUAUGUGUGUGGCUCUAAGUGGUAUGGCCGCAGGAGCCAGCCUGAGGCCAGUGACCCUGGGACUGGAGCCAAGUGCUUCCCAGAACAGCCAUCCAGGGUUCCCCUGAAGAACCAGCUCCGACGCUCUGCAUCCCUGGAAAGUGUGGAGAGCCUUAAGUCGGAUGAAGAAGCUGAAAAUGCUAAACGGCCUCAGAAUGAGUUAUUUGAAGCACAAGGACAGCUGCCAACCUGGGGUUCUGAGGUAUUUGCAAGCUUCAGGAAGUCCUGCAGCCCGCCUUGUGACACCCCCGAGAGCCAGGUCCGGGGCAUCUGGGAAGAGCUGGGUGUCGGCAGUAGCGGCCACCUCACUGAGCAGGAGCUGGCCUUGGUCUGCCAGAGCAUCGGACUCCAGGGACUUCAGAAAGAGGAACUGGAAGACCUGUUUAACAAACUGGAUCAAGAUGGAGAUGGCAGAGUGAGUCUUGAGGAAUUCCAGCUGGGCCUGUUCAAUCAUGGGCCUACUUCACUUCCAGAAUUUUCUACUCCUGUUAAAACAAGCAGACCCUGGUCUCAUUACCAGGUUCUGGAAGAGGGGAGCUGCCCCACGGCCACCACGUCGUCCCUCGUGUCUCUCUGCUCCGGCCUGCGCCUCUUCUGCAGCCUUGAUGAUGGCUCCGGCUUUGCCUUUCCUGAGCAGCUUAUUGCCCUGUGGGCCCAGGAGGGCAUCCAGAAUGGCACGGAAGUCUUGCAGAGCCUCGACUUUAGUGUGGAUGAGAAGGUGAACCUCUUAGAGCUGACCUGGGCCCUUGAGAAUGAGCUCAUGAUGGUGACUGGUUCCACUCAGCAGGCAGCCUUGGCCUGCUACCGCCAGGAGCUGAGCUUCCGUCAGGGACAAGUGGAACAGAUGGUGAAGGAGCGAGACAAGGCACGGCAGGAUCUGGAGAAAGCCGAGAAGAGGAACCUGGAGUUUGUGAAAGAGAUGGACGACUGCCAUAUCACCCUGGAGCAGCUCACAGAGCAGAAGAUCAAACACCUGGAACAGGGGUACAGAGAAAGACUGAGCCUCCUGCGGUCAGAGGUAGAAGUAGAACGUGAGGUGUUCUGGGAGCAGGCCCGCAGGCAGAGGGCCACACUGGAAACAGACCUGGAGCGCCUGAGGGUGGAGGAGGCUGGCCUUCGGGAGAAGCUGAGCCUGGUCAUGAAGGAAAACAGUCGAUUACAGAAGGAGAUUAUUGAAGUUGUGGAAAAACUGUCAGAAUCAGAGAAGUUGGCCCUGAAACUACAGAAAGAUCUGGAGUUUGUGUUGAAGGAUAAGCUGGAGCCACAGAACAUGGAGCUCCUGGCCCAAGAGGAGCGGUUCUCGAAGAUUCUGAAGGAUUACGAGCUCAAGUGCCGGGACCUGCAGGACCACAAUGACGAACUGCAGGCUGCCCUGGAAGGCCUGCGAUCACAGCUGCCCCCAAGCCCCCGAGGCUGUCUCCGCGCACAGCCGGAGGGACAGCUGCUUCCUGGGCUCAGUCCAGCAGGCACCACCUUGUUCUCUGGUGAUUCAGCUCCUGUGAGUAUAGAAAUGGAAAUAAUGAUGGAGAAGGUGAAGGAGCAUUACCACGACCUCAAGAUCCAGCUGGAGACCAAGGUUAAUUACUAUGAAAGAGAACUGGAGGUGGUGAAGAGGGACUUUGCGAAGGAGAGGAAAGAAAUGGAGCAAGCUUUCAGGCUCGAGGUUCAGGUGCUGGAGGACCAGAAAGCAGACCUGGAGACGCUCCACCAGAAAUCUCAGGACGUCAUCCACAGCCUGCAAGAGCAGCUCCAGAACAGGGCCCUCGACCCUGAGCUGGAGCGGAAGCUGGAGCUACAGAAGGUGGAGCUGGAGCAGCGCUGCGCACAGGCACUGGCUGGCCUGGCCCGGAGGCUGGCGUGCGAGAAGGAGCAGCUGGAGGAGCAGCUGCAGCGGAGGCACCGCAGUGAGCUGCUGCAGAUCAGGAAAGAGGCAGAAGCUGAGCUGAACCAAAAGCUCUUGUGGAUGGAAGCCCAGCAAUCUGCCCACUGUAAAAAUGUGUCUCUACAACAUCAGCGAGAGAAAGAAGAGAUGCUGCAGAGACACCUGCUGCAAGUGAGAGCAGUAACGGAACAGCUGGACCUGGAAAGGGGGCAGAGGGAAAAGAGGGAGCAGGAGAUCGUCACUCGCUGUAAAAGCCAGCAACUGAAGCUGCAGGAGCUGAUGAGUGAAGAGCAAGCACAGCUUUGCAAGGUCUUUGCCCUCGAGAAGGAGAAGUUAGAACUUGACUGGAAGGAGCAAGUGGAAAGGCUCACCUGGGAAACACAGAGGCUGCAGGCCCUCUUGAAUGACAGGACAGUGGUGGUAGAUGCUGAGCAAGAGCAUAUAGCUGGCCCUGCGCCCCUUCAUGCAGGCAGGAAGGAUCCCCUCCUGACCCAGUGGGGACAUAGCAAUGGACCUGAUUGUGGGCAAGCUAGGUGCAGGGAUACCCAGGCAUCCAAAGGACCCUCAGAGAGCCUUGACCUCAGGAAAAACAGUCGAAGUAUGCUUGAGGCCAAGCAGGUGGCUUCUGCUCCUACAGAGAAGUCACAGGUACACCCACCUGGGAAAGACAGAAGAGUGGUUUUGGAGGAACUGGAACCUUCUGCUGGCAGUUCAGAUAGCCUGAGCCAGCUUGAAGCCCCAGAGAUGCUCUUGGGAGAUGCCACACUAUCUCAGCCCCAGAAGAUGGAGCCUGGGCUGAGCCCUGCAAAGGAGACUGAAAGGCAACAGGUUAUUCUCCAGAAUGCAGAGCUGGCCCCUGCAGAGGGCAACCAGGGGCAGGAAGAGUGCACCCUGGAUCAGGGACUGUGGCUUGAUAUUACCAGAAGGGGCUCCACACUUGCUGGCCUUUGGCCCACUGACCCCAGUGCAGCUGGGCAGGAACAGCUCAACACCUGGAGGAAAGAAGAGUCCAAAGCGGUGCUGGAGAAAGAGAGGACUGAUGUGAAAACCAAACUUCUGCAGCUGGAAGAUGUUGUUCGGGCUCUUGAGAAAGAAGCAGAUUCGAGAGAGAACAGAAUAGAGUUGGAGAGACUUUCUGAAGAAAACACACUGUUGAAAAAUGAGCUGGGGAAGAUUCAGCAAGACCUUGAAGCUGCAGAAAGGACGAAUAGCAUACAGAGGCUAGAAAUGGACGUUUUAAAGAGAGACAAGGAGAAGGCCUGCUCUGUAGUGGAAGAACUCAAGAAACAGAGUCAGAAAUGCAAGGAUGAAUUGUUCCAGCUCAGCCACAGGGUCCUUCAGUUGGGAGAGGAGGCCUCUACACACCAGACUCAAAACGAGCAGAAUCAAGUCACCAUUCAGCUGCUGACACAGAGACUGGAAGAGAAAGGGCACCAGGAGCAGCUGCAGGGUGACCAAAUCCAAAAACUCGAACUUGAGCUUGAACAGGUGAAUCAGGAGCGUCAGAGUCUUAAGUGGUCACAGUCACAGCUGAGAAAGACACUUGAGGAAAGCCGAGACCAGGAAGAACGUGAAAAACAGCUUAAAGCCACAGAAGAGCGGGUAGAAGAGGUGGAGAUGAUUUUGAAGAAUGUGGAAAUGCUUCUACAGGAAAAAGUAGUUGAGCUGAAGAAGCAGUUUGAAAAGAACACCAAGUCUGAUUUGUUGCUCAAGGAGCUCUACGUGGAAAAUGCUCACCUGAUGAAAGCACUUCAGGUCACUGAAGAGAAACAAUACAGUGCUGAGAAAAAAACCCAGAUCUUAGAAGAGAAAGUUAGAGCUCUCAACAAACUAGUCAGUAAGAUCUCUGUGGCAUCCCUCUCUGUAUGAAGACUGCUUGUACUCCUGGAAUUCCCACCAACUAAGCAACUGUGAGGACAUCGUUUCCUGUGACUCACUGACCAGUGCUCUCAGACAUAGAGAGUUGUGGUUACUAUUCACCCCACAAGCAUUUAAUGAAUAUCUACCAUGUACCAGAUACUGAGAAAAUGGACAUGCUGGAAAAUACUUCAUUUUUAUUAGAAGUCCCGGUAACUUCCCUAGGUGAAGCCCCUAGUUUUGCUAUUUAUGUGUAAGGCAGGUUUUAAGGGGGCUCUCAGCAAGGAACAAAAAGAAAGUGAGAAAAUAAAAUUUCAGGGUUGUGCUUUGAACAGAACUACAAAAUUAUUAAAAUUAUAAAACCCAAAAUUAUUAAAAUUAUAAAACCCAAUCAGGGUUUUAUCCAGUGCUUAUAUAGUGUUACCAUUUUAAUGUUAUUGUUUUGGGCUAAAAUCAUUCACUUUUUUGAUGGUAAACUGUAAAACAUUUUCAAAGGCUUUACUUGCUGUGACAGUCCACAUGGCAAUAAAGGAUAAGGGAGGCGAAGUUCCUUCUUAAGGGUUUAUUCCGCCACGACAGUGCUUAAUUUGGAUCUAUGGACUCAGGGAUGAUGGAAUUUAUGCAAAUGUGCUCUUCACUGAAAUGUCACCACACUGGAAACUGUAAUAUAUGUUUUUUUAAAAGUAUAGUUUUAUAUACAAAAUAUAUAUAAAUUAUGGCGAUUUAUCAGAAAAAUACUGUAAGAUUGUCACUAUUUGCAAUAAAUUCUUUCCUACUAAAACUGAUUUAAUCCCUAAGUUUGUUUUAAACUUUAAUAUCUCAA
Molecule: messenger RNA, 5090 nt
Organism: Condylura cristata (star-nosed mole)
Lineage: Eukaryota; Metazoa; Chordata; Mammalia; Eulipotyphla; Talpidae
Gene: NINL
Product: ninein-like
Exons: 23
Coding region: 185-4279 (1364 amino acids)
Biological process (GO): microtubule anchoring at centrosome
Cellular component (GO): centrosome
Molecular function (GO): calcium ion binding
Source: RefSeq, a predicted model, not a curated record